GCAACGCCCAUGGAGGUCGACCUCGACCGUGCGCGCGCUCUGCGCGUCCUCGGCCGAGGCGCCAUGGGCACCGUCUUCCUCGUCGCUGCCGACCCGUCGGGUCCCGGCUGCGGCGGCCGCUACGCUCUCAAGGUGUUUGACAAGCGCUCCAGUGCGUCCAAGCGCGACGCUGACCGACGCGCGCGGUGGGAGGUGACCCUGCUCUCCCGCCUCGCGCACCCGCACCUCCCGUCCCUCCUCGGCACCGCCGAGACGCCCGACCUCCUCGCCUGGGCCGUCCCUUACUGCCCUGGCGGCGACCUCAACGAGCUCCGCUACUCGCUCCCCGACCGCGUCUUCUCCCCGGCCGCCAUACGCUUCUACAUCGCCGAGACCAUCUCGGCACUCGCCGACCUCCACGCCUCCGGCGUCGUCUACCGCGACCUCAAGCCCGAGAACGUGCUCCUCCGCGCUGACGGCCACGUGACACUCACCGACUUCGACCUCUCGCGCCUCCUCCCGGUCCCCACCUCCUCCGCGUCGACGUCGCCUCCUCCUCAGGCGCCACCCGUGUUCCACCGCAGGACGCGCACCUUCGCAGCUGGCCACCACGCCAAGCGCGAGCCCACCGUGUCCUCCGCGGCCUCAGCGCCGAAGCAGCAGCUCCAGAACCUGGUCCGGUUCCUGAUGCGAAGCAACGGGGCCGCCCUCGAGCUGGCCAAGAAGACCAAGUCGGCGCGCGUGUCCCCCGUCAGCCGGAAGUUCGCCGCCUCCUCGGGCGCGGCGUGGGGCAAGUCGUACUCGUUCGUGGGCACGGAGGAGUACGUGGCGCCGGAGGUGGUGAGCGGCUACGGCCACGGGUUCGACGUCGACUGGUGGGCCGUGGGCGUGCUCGUCUACGAGAUGGCCUUCGGCCGCACGCCCUUCAAGGGCAAGAACCGCAAGGAGACGUUCCGGAACGUGCUACACAUGGAAAUCGACUUCCCAGGGGACACCCAGCGCCGGAUGCCGGAGCUCACGGACCUCAUCUCGCGGCUGCUCGAGAGGGACCCGGCGAGGCGGCUGGGGUACGCCGGCGGCGCCGACGAGAUCCGGGCGCACCCGUUCUUCGCCGGGAUGGCGUGGGACAUGCUCGCCGAGGUGACACGGCCGCCCUACAUCCCGCCACCGGCGGAGGACGAUGCCGCGGCUGCCGGCGAGGGUUUCGACGUGAGGGAUUACUUCAAGAAGCUCCACCAGCCACCGCCCCCGGGGUCGGACACGUCGUCGUCGGACUUCUCGUCGGAGUUCUGACUCGGUGACUUGUAUAGCUUACGUGGCCGGCC
Lolium rigidum is the source of this 1304-nucleotide messenger RNA. Its product is annotated as serine/threonine-protein kinase UCN-like. Gene Ontology annotation, biological process: protein phosphorylation. Gene Ontology annotation, molecular function: protein serine/threonine kinase activity; ATP binding. Bases 10 to 1272 code for a protein of 420 amino acids. Gene Ontology annotation, cellular component: nucleus; plasma membrane; cytoplasm. The transcript has a single exon. The record is from RefSeq and is a predicted model, not a curated record. Lineage: Eukaryota; Viridiplantae; Streptophyta; Magnoliopsida; Poales; Poaceae.